GAGCUAGAGCUUUUGUGUAAAAUUAAAGCAGUUCUCAAUUUUCAAGCUGGAUAUAGUAUUCAAUAAGUACGAAUCUGAUGAUAUUUCCGUUUUUGGAAAAAUUCAAGAUGUUUAGAGGAAAAGUUGCAAUAAUAACCGGUUCUGCACAGGGGCUUGGGAAGGCCUAUGCCAAAUCCCUUCUUGAAAGGGAGAGCAAGGUUUGUAUUUGUGAUGUGAACAAAGCUGUUUUGGAGAAAACCUACACUGAAUUUAAAUCGGAGUAUGGAGAAAAUGUUAUAUUCCAGACUUGUGACGUCACCAGGACACAACAGUUAGAGGAACUUUUUAAGAAAACCAGAGAUGCUUUUGGAAAGAUCGACAUAGUUGUGAACAACGCGGGGAUUGUGGAUGAGAAAGACUGGGAGAAAUGUAUCGAUGUUAACUUGAAUGGAGUAAUUAGAGGAACAUUGUUGGGGUUAGAGUAUCUCAGGAAGGAUAAAGGUGGAAAUGGAGGCGUGAUCGUGAACAUUGCUUCUCUGGCAGGGGUGUAUCCUGUAAACUAUGGCCCGGCCUACGCAGCAAGCAAACACGGUGUGAUAGGAUACACCAGAAGUUGGGCUACACAUCCUGAGGUGAUAAAUAAUGGUGUUCGCUUAGUUUGCUUGUGUCCCGCAUUUGUCGACACAGAUAUGCUGAAUGUUGAAGAAGAAAAAGUUGUUGGAUCAGAAUUAAGCCAGGACUUCAUCAAAAUACUUGAUAUAAUGAGUAUUGAAGAGGUCAUCCCCGUGUUUGUCAAAGCCAUAGCGGAAGAGGAUAAUAACGGAAGCGUGUUUUCAAUCAGGAAGACGGGGGCAGAAAUCCUCAGUUUCCCCGAAAUAAAGUAGACAUGGGAAUGCAGAAAUUUAUUUUAAAAUUCAUUUUGCAAGAUAUUGCAAUUAUUUCCAAAUUCUCUGUUCAUUUUACAAAUCAUACUUUUAAUAACUUGCAAACGACCUAUAUAUGCAGAAUGUUUUUGUUUUUUUUUUAAAAACUAAAAUCGUAAUAAAUCGUUUAUUCACGACAAUGUUAUAUGAAUAAUACUUUUUAGAAUGAAUAAAAUUCAUAACAACAA
Molecule: messenger RNA, 1090 nt
Organism: Saccostrea echinata
Lineage: Eukaryota; Metazoa; Mollusca; Bivalvia; Ostreida; Ostreidae
Product: 15-hydroxyprostaglandin dehydrogenase [NAD(+)]-like
Exons: 8
Coding region: 78-863 (261 amino acids)
Cellular component (GO): cytoplasm
Molecular function (GO): oxidoreductase activity, acting on the CH-OH group of donors, NAD or NADP as acceptor
Source: RefSeq, a predicted model, not a curated record